Messenger RNA from Anopheles merus, 1939 nucleotides. Its product is annotated as tektin-2. Bases 131 to 1420 code for a protein of 429 amino acids. Gene Ontology annotation, biological process: cilium assembly; cilium movement involved in cell motility. The record is from RefSeq and is a predicted model, not a curated record. Gene Ontology annotation, cellular component: nucleus; microtubule cytoskeleton. NCBI's taxonomy places the organism in Eukaryota, Metazoa, Arthropoda, Insecta, Diptera, Culicidae. The transcript has 3 exons.
UGUAAACAAACUAUUAAAGUCUCAGCAAGCGGGGGCAACACCAGUUCAGUUCGUGUUGUUCCAUCGGUGUGACCAGUGGUUUGCAGUGACCUGUUUUGUGUGUGUGUGCAUCUCACACGCGGUGUCCAACAUGGCCAACAAAGCGGCCGUAACGUUCGAGAAGCCCCUGCAGCAUCUCAGCCUGGCCGAUUGGCACUCCCGGCUGACGCAGCUGAAGAACGUCGCCUACACGCAGCGCUCGGACGCGUUCGAGCUGCGCCAUUCGGCACGCAAUCUGCGGAACGAAACCCGCAUCCAGACGCACUGGGACACGUACCACAACAAUGACCGGCUGUCGGAUCGGGUCGCCGAGCUGGACCGCUGGCGGGAGAAGAUGCGCAUCAUGCUGGGGCGCGUGGUGGACGAAAUCCAGGCGCUGCGGGAGGAAAAGUCCAGCACCGAGCGCGACCUGGACGGGCACAUUACGCCGCUGACGGUGGUGACGGAGUGCAUCGGGAUGCGGGACUGCCGGCUCGGGUCGGAGCUAACGUACGACGAGGGCGACACCGAGCUGAAGAACGAGCUGUGCAUCGUGGAGAACAAUCAGCGGCUGCUGCGCGACCAAAACCAGGCCGCCUGGGAGCAGCUGAACCGGCUGCAGGAGGUCAAGUUCAAGCUCGAGCUCGAUCUGACCGAUAAGGACGAGGCGCAGGCGAUCGAUGCGCACCAGCUGCAGGUGGACCAGCACUGCGGGGACGUGUCGUUCAAGACGGAUCCGACGCGGGUCCCGCGCGACUCCUGUACGUACGGCAAUUGGCUGGAGUACUGCGAGGAGCUGGUGGCGCUCACCGAGAACACGCUGGCCGAUUCCUUCUCCAUCCGCGAGUCGCUGUUUGCGACGCGUGAGAAAGCGCGCAACAUUCUGCGCGCCCAGCAGGACCGCACGGCCCAUACGCUGCGCAAGCGAAUCUUCGAAACGCAGCGCGCCCGGAACGAGCUCGAGUAUCAGCUCGGCAAGAUGAAGGAAGAGAUGGCCAAAUGUCUGCAGGAGAUCGAAACGCUCGAGCGAGCGCACGACCAAAAGACGGAAGCGCUCAAGGUGGUGGAGACGCGGCUGGAAAACCGUGCCCAGCGCUCCGGCAUGGAGCUGUGCAUCGACGAGUCGUACCACGGGCUGUGCGACGAGGUGCAGAAGCUGCGCGACACGAUCAAAACGCUGCGCGCCAAGAUCGACGCCACCAAGACGACGUACAACUCGCUGCGGGAUCACGCGAACAAGAUCGAUCAGGAUCUGCAGAACAAGCAGCACUCGCUGAUGACCGACAUCCGGGCGCUGGAUCUGCGCGGCCGGCUCAAGACGGGCGAGUUUGGCGGGCUGCCGACGCAAACCGACCGCAACAUCCAUCUGUCCCGCGUGGAGGACGAAAUUCCCAAGACAUAAACGGUGUCCCCCAGGGGCUCGAAAACACCAGCCAGCCCACACCCCGUCUCCCCCUUAGUGCAAGAGGGGGUAUAUCAUCGAAAAUUAUUACGUGAGAGAAAAUUGGAAGCAAUCAAUAUGAUUAUCACCACUGACCGCUGGCACUCAAUAUAGUUGUUAGUCGGUGUGUGUUUGUGUGGUUUGGCGCGUUCGCUCGUUACGCUUUUCACACUUUGCGCCGUGCGCCCGCGUUUUCCCUUUCACCGGUGAGCGCGCACACCAGCCUUCUCCUCCGUCUUCUACUGCACCACUGCACCACGUGAAAGUGAAGUUUGUUUUGCGCACCUGAACUCGACAGCAAUAAACAAAAUAGAAAUAAAGCUCCGUGCAUAACCGCAUCAGCACGGCGUAGCGCGCACACACAUGGCUGCUCGGGCUGCUGGAUUUGACAGCGUACAACCGCUUGGCACUAUCUAGUGUUAGUAGAGUGAGCACACAGCCGCAGCUAAAUAAAAUCACGUUUCCUUUUACAUCCCAGCA